AUGAACCACUCCAUCUCUCCAUUCUUGCCUCAACUACAACGCUACCAAAAACCUGGAGCCAAGCAGGAGCCUCCGGCCUCAAACUAUCAGCAGUCUCUGCACAUGCUCCAUCAGCCGAUUCCGUCCAUCGUGGUCAAUCCUCACUUCUCGGACCCUCUGCAAGAUCCAAGUGUCUUUUACCGGUCCCAUGAUUCGCUGCCCGCUCCAGAACCACUUAGAAAAGUGGCUUCUCAGGCUCCUCAGGCCCCUCAAGCUCAUAUACCUGUCCAUCUGGCUACUGUGUAUACACCUGUUGGACAGCAGCCGGCUGGCCAACGAUCCGUCCACCCAAACCCCAAUGCCUACCCAUUAGAGUAUGGCCAUCUCCAUACUCAGCCUCAGAUGUACUAUAUGCCUCUGUCUCACAUGUAUCCACAAUUCAGGCCACAAGUUAUGUUUCCGGACAGUUACCUGCCCAUGGGAGCCGUGAAGGUCCAGAAUGACAGCGCUCAUUAUCCAUUCCAGCAAACAUAUCCACAUCGAACCCAGAGGGCCCCAACAGAACCGCAACCGCAAAUGGUGUCGAAUUAUCAGGGAGACCUAAACGCUAAUGCUGUAGAGUUGGUGGAAUCGAAAACAUAUAAACCCACCCAAACGAAAAAGAAUUCGCGGCCCAAAAUCAACAAGAUCGUGGGUGAUCUGGACGAUGUGCGUAUUCACUCGGAGAGAAGGGCUCGAUUCGAGGUGGGUGAGCCAAGUCUUGAUGUGUUGUACGAGCAUUGUAGGGAAGUUUUAGGAAUCCCGGUCGCCAGAGAGGAUAUCUCAGUGACUUACGAAUGCAUGCUUUCUGACAACUUGGAAAAGAAGUUGUUUGAGAUGUUCCUGGAGAAUAUUGUGGUGUUCAUAGACGUGUUUUUGUCGAUUGAUAUGUUCCAGAAGAUCUUUAUGGAACUUGCUCUCUAUGAUGAGUCCCGAAUGAUAUUGAACUCCAUGUUCUGUCUCAGCUCGCUCAUUCUUCAGCGAACUCAGCCCGACUCCAUAGAUCCCUUGUGUCCUCUCAAAUACUAUGAACGCACCGUGACAUCCAUUCGUUUUCACUUGAGUCUGCCUGAGGUGGAGAACCCUGAAAGUGGAAUCUUGGCCAGGUGCCUCCUCAGCACAUGUCUCUUAUGUAUUUACGAGCUUUUCUUUGUUGCAGUGGAUAGCACAUACAUCAAGGGUGCUGGAAGUAUUCUCAUGUCAAUUUUGUCCAAAAAGAAUAGAUCCGAGAGCUUGCUUAAGUCCAACCCUUUUUACGAGACGUGUUUCUGGGCCAUGUUCAUCUGUGAUAUGAUUUUAUCCAAGAAGCUUCACAUGCCUAAUAUGUACUCGAUGGAGAAGGUAUGGUCCGCGUUGGAACCAGAAUACUUUAGCGAUUUGAAUUGUUAUACUGCUUUCCUGGAGGAACCAAAGACCAUUAAGGACUCGCUGAAUAAUUACUAUUCGGUGCUGGUGUCUCGAUCAACCACGAUUUGGUGGCAACACAAGAUCGUGCUGAUUUACUGUUCAAUUAACGACUUCAUGCUUCUGACUGAUGUCAUUACUGAGGAAGCCUACAAGACCAACAAGAGGCUAUAUCAAUGGCAGCAAUUGAGGAAGUCGUUGGAGGAAUACGACAACAAGAUGCCGGUUUUUCUUAAGCCAUUAAUUCACAUUCCCAGCUCGAAGGACCGUGUGUAUCCUGUUCUUUAUUUCAAAGAUGAACACACGGCUGUAGCAGCAUUGCAUUUCAAGCUUGCAAAAUUGGCACUCGUUGAGGCUUUGCAUGCAAAUAUCAAUCUUGAAUUUGCAAGCUUGCUUGAACCCGAGUUUGCAAAAUACCCUGCAAGUCUCAGAGAGAAAACAUCAAGGGAUAUUCUUGGAAUUUUACAGACCUAUGAUUCCAACAGAAGAAUAUGGCCAGUUAGUGUGCAUUCGCUUCGUCAAGCAUCAAAAUGGAUCAAAGAGGGCACUGAAGAGCAUCGCGAGUUGAAAAUUCUCGCUAGCAGGGUAUUACAAUUCUCUCACGUUGCGCUGCGUCUUCUGGUAGUACACGGAAACUGA
Sungouiella intermedia is the source of this 2061-nucleotide messenger RNA. Lineage: Eukaryota; Fungi; Ascomycota; Pichiomycetes; Serinales; Metschnikowiaceae. The record is from the annotation of a GenBank genome assembly.